AUGUCACUAAGAAUUGUCAUUUGUGGUGAUGACGCGGUGGGCAAGCUGACGCUUUUGGCCUCGCUUGUCAAGGAGGAAUACGUUCCUUCAGUGCAAGGCAUAAUACCGCCAGUGACCAUAUCUCGGGAAGACUACGUCGGUAUGAGUGAAAGCAUAUCUGAAGAUUCAGAAAUUGAUAAGGAUCCGUCGUCUUUGCUGCCUUAUAUACCCCAAGCGACGGUUAUUGUGGAUACUCAGGCGUCUGACCAGGUGACGCUAAACAAAGAGCUCAAACAAGCUGAUGUCAUUCUUUUGGUCUACCUGGACCACUACACGUACGAGAGGAUCCUGUUGUAUUGGAUGCCGUUGUUUAGAGCGCUGGGUGUGAACUUGCCGGUCAUUGUUUGUGCCAAUAAGAGUGAUCUCCAUGGACUGAGUGAAAAACCACUUUCGUUCAAGCAACAGAACGCUGAAGAGUUUGUUCCGCUUAUCAAUGAGUUUAAAGAGAUUGAAGCUUGUGUGAGAUGUAGUGCUAAGACAAGUGCUAACGUUGUGGAUGCUUUUUACUUGUGCCAAAGGGCAGUGACGCAUCCCAUUUCACCUAUAUUCGAUUCGAAGGAAGGUAAUUUGAAACCUGCGGCCGUGGAUGCGUUAAAACGUGUAUUUUUCUUGUGUGACGCUGACCAGGACGGGUACUUGUCGUUUCAGGAAUUCUCAGAUCUCCAUUCCAAGUGCUUUGGGCAACCAGCCUCACAGGAAGAGUUCAAUGACAUUGUGCUUAGCCUUAGCCAUAUGAUCUUGCCCCAAGAUGGUGAGCCUAGGGGUAUUUCCGAAAGCGCUUUCAUUAUCUUGAACAAAAUGUAUGCUGAAAAGGGUCGCCAUGAAACUAUCUGGGGCAUUCUCAGAGCCUUUCACUACACUAACUCACUUUCGCUUAACGAUAAGUUUCUCUUCCCAAACGUGGAAGUAUCUGAACACUCAAGUGUUGAGCUUAGUCCUAUAGGGUACCGAUUCUUUGUGGACUUGUUCUUGAAGUUUGAUAAGGAUAAUGAUGGUGGACUUAAUGAUGAAGAACUCGCAAACUUGUUCUUGCCAACUCCUGGUAUUCCAAAGCUCUGGAGGGAGUCCAAUUUCCCAUCGUCCAUUGUGUGCAAUGAGAGAGGCUACGUCUCCUUGCAAGGCUGGCUAGCCCAAUGGAACUUGACCACAUUCUUAGACCAUAAAACGACUUUGGAGUAUCUUGCAUACUUGGGAUUCGACGAGGGGAACUCUGUCAAGGCAAUCAGAGUAACGAAACAACGUAAGCUUCGUCAGAAACAGGGCAAGCAGUACCGGAGUGCUGUCAAUGACAGAAACGUCUUUAACUGUUUCAUCUUGGGUGCCCCACAAUCAGGAAAGACAUCUCUUCUAGAACAGUUCAUUAGAGGUACCUAUAGCGAGUACUACCUGCCAACAAUCCAACCCAAGAUCUGUGUCAAGGAUAUUGAGCUUCGAGGCGGAAAGCAGUGCUACCUUAUUCUUGAAGAACUAGGCCAACUCGAGCCUGCAAUUCUAGAAAACAAAAGUAUAUUAGAUAAGUGUGAUGUUCUUUGCUACACUUACGACUCCUCAGAUCCAGAUUCUUUCCAGUACCUUGUGGAUCUUAGAAAGAAGUUUCUGAAAUACUUGGACGAAAUCCCUUCUGUUUUCGUCGCCUUGAAAGCUGAUCUCGACAAGCAGCAACAAAGGUCGGAUAUUCAGCCUGAAAACUACACCAGAGACUUAUUUCUUGGGUCUCCCUUGCAUAUUUCCAGUUCCUGGACAACUUCGCUACACGAAUUAUUCAUUCAAUUGGUGGAUGCUGCUAAAACCCCGAGCAUUUCGACACCAGGAUUAGAAACACACCCGGAUACUACUGAUUUUGAAAACUUGAAACACUAUAUAAUUGCCGGAGGAGCCAUUGGAUUUAUGGCCAUCUUCUCUGUCUGGAUAUGGAGAAGUGCGCAGGUGCUGAAUCACUAG
Molecule: messenger RNA, 1980 nt
Organism: Candidozyma haemuli
Lineage: Eukaryota; Fungi; Ascomycota; Pichiomycetes; Serinales; Metschnikowiaceae
Product: ERMES complex Ca(2+)-binding regulatory GTPase
Exons: 1
Coding region: 1-1980 (659 amino acids)
Biological process (GO): small GTPase-mediated signal transduction; regulation of mitochondrion organization; mitochondrion organization
Cellular component (GO): mitochondrial outer membrane
Molecular function (GO): GTP binding; GTPase activity; calcium ion binding
Source: RefSeq, a predicted model, not a curated record